Molecule: messenger RNA, 741 nt
Organism: Glarea lozoyensis ATCC 20868
Lineage: Eukaryota; Fungi; Ascomycota; Leotiomycetes; Helotiales; Helotiaceae
Exons: 3
Coding region: 1-741 (246 amino acids)
Source: RefSeq, a predicted model, not a curated record
AUGGAGAUCGUGCCGCGGAUCUGGAGAGACUAUCGCGUGUACCGGAUCCGUCAUUCGUUAUUUGUGGCAGGGGUUUUCUACAAGGUUGAGGAACACGUAUUGGAGGAUUGGAAUGAGAUGUGCACGAUUGAUUUUACGCGCGAUGUGCCGACUAUGACGAGGAUGAAUAUUGAGGAUAUGAUGUUUCGACGUUCGCUUUUCCCCUCUCAAUUCGCUUUGAAGGCUUGUGAGGAGCUGAGGAAGCUUGAGGAUUGUGUCAAAUCACUGCAUAUCGCGGUACCCGGGCAGAAUGGCGUCUAUAAAUCUGUGCUCCCUGAACUCUCCACGUUUUAUCUCGGUGGCUACGAUGAUAUGAUGCAGCUGCACGCGCAUAUUGAUAUUUUCAUCAACGAGGAUCAUGUUGAUCGUGCAGGCGCUAAGAUGUUUGUGUAUCAGUGUGCGUUGAAUCUUCUUGACCGAGCGAGUAAAAGUCCAGAUGAUAAACUUUGGAGGAUUGGUCUAAAUCAUGGCUGGAGUUGUGAAUGGGAACACCGAUGUUUCUGGACAGAGUUGGAGGUGAUUUUGCGGCGCAUGUCUAAAAGGCUGAGUUACAUUGACAACUCUUACGUUGAUGGGAAUGAAGGUUUAAGUCAUAUUUAUAUUCAUGAGAUAGCAGAGCCUGAUGGCACGGGUAUCGUCGUGGAUUGGGAUGCCUUUCGGGAGUUCGGAAAGUCGGUGGCAGAUGAAUUUCGUGAUCGCUGA